ACAACAACAUCAGCAGCAGCAGCAGCAGCGGCAGCGUCGUCGUCCAGCGACGUCAGCGUCGCCGCAUGGAAAUCGCAAAAAACCGCAUGACAAGGAAAUGGAAAAUUUUUGUUCAGCCAAAAAAACCAAAUGUGAACGCAAAGCAAAAGGCAAAACCAGGCAGGAGAGAAAAAACAAAACAAAAUCGAAAGAAACAACGUGCGUGUGUUUGAGUGCUACAAAGUUUAACAAAAAGGUAGAAGAAGAAGAAAACGCAAAAAGAAGUUUUUAAUUCAAAUAAAUAAUAAAACGAAAAGCCGGAGAAAAGCGAAAGAGCGAGAGAAAGAGGAAGCUUAGCAGCCGCAAGAAGCAGCAACAAGAAGCAACAUAAAAAAGAAGACGAGAAAUUAAAAUACUAAACAGAAAAGCGGCACAAACACAAACAACAAAAUAAUAUUAAGUAAAGGAGGAGCAAAAGAAGAACCGUAAGAAGCAGCCGGUAAAAUUUCAAAAGUUUGCGUAAAAAACAAAAGGAAACAAAGCCGCAAAAAUAAAAUCUACAACUUAAAUCAAUGGAAAAGCAGCGUAAACAAAUAUAAAUCCGUGCAAUACAAACUAAAUAAACUCCGCCGUAGCCCUUCAGCAUCUUGGAGAAUAUAGGAAAUACCAUACAUUACAUCGUUGCAGUUGUGGUUGUAGCCCCCAGAACCUAAAAAGAUAACAACUGCAUAAAGGAUACCAUAUAAAAUAUAUAAAUAUAAUAUAAUAAAUAUUAUAUCGCUGCCAUGGCCAGCAGCGCGACAAACGUCGACGGCGGCGGCAGCGCUACGUCGGCGGCGCUGCCCUCGUUAUUUUCGAGCGCUGCCAGCGUUGCUGCCGCCGUUGGCGCCGCUGCCGGCGUUAAGGAUAUGGACGGACUGAUUGCCAUUAACGAUAGCGCCCUAUCGCAACAGAUCGAAUUUAUACUGCAAGACGCUCCCAUGGAGCAGGACGACGAUCCGCAUCAGCAUUCGCACUCGCAUUCGCAUCAUCAAACGCACUCGCACUCGCAUCCCCAUCAUCAUCAUCAUCAUAAUCCUCACCAGCAACAGCAGCAGUCGCAGUCGCAGUCGCAGUCGCAUCAUCAUCUCAAAUUAGAGAGCAGCAACAGCAACAACCACCCACCGACAGUCGCAGCAGCUUCCGCAGCAGCAGCCACUGUGACCACAACAAACAACAGCGCUUCCUUCAAUACAAACAACAGCAACAACAGCAACAGCAACACCAACAAUAGCAGCAGCAACAGCAGUAGCAGCAACAGCAAUCAUCUGGAUAACCAGAUCCUCCUCCAACAGCAGCAACAGCAGCAGCACCAUCUCCUCAACGGUCGCCGGAUCAUCAUCCAAACCACCAGCAGUGGCAGCAGCAAUCAGGCUGCCACAGCCACAGUUUUGGCUGCCAGCGACAUUAAGGAGGAGGAGGAUGAGGAAGAGGAUCCAGAGCUAAACGAUGAGAACCUGCAGGACAUCGAGGAGGAGGCCCAGGCAGCGGAGGCCGAUGAAGAGCCAGAGACCACGGUCCAGCAUCAUCAUCUGUCCUCCACGCGCGUUAAACUCGAGCUGGAAGAGGACGAAGAGAUGCCCGAUGAAGAUGAUGAGGAGGAAGAGGAUGAGGAUGAGGAUGAGCAUGCCCAGUUGGAAUAUCAAAUCAGCACGAGUAGUGCCGGUUCCGGUGGGAGUGCAGCAGCAGCAGCAGCAGGAGGAGGAGGAGGAACAGCUGCUGCUGCCGGCCAGCAACAGCUGGUACAAUUGCCGGCCGGCAGUAUAGUGAGCACCACCCACCGAUUGGCUGUCCCUGUCACCGAGGCUGCCCUCGUCCAGCUGCAACGGCGACCUGUUUACAUUAGCAAUGCGGUGGGCGGUUUGACAGCCGGCACAACAUACGUUCGUAUGCCGGCAACGGCUGUGAUCAGUCGAAGUCCCAUGACGGUGCUGAAUGUGGUGCAACAGGCAAUGCCAGCCACCCAAUUGAUACUGCAGACCCAGGCACCAGUGCAACAGCAGCAGCAGCAGCAGCAACAGUCGCAGGCUUCGGAUCAGCAAUUGGCCUUGGCCUUGGCGCAGCAACAACAGCAGCAGCAAGCUCAGCAGCAGGCUCAACAACAGGCGCAGCAGCAACAGCAACAGCAGCAAGCCCAACAGCAGCAAGCCCAACAGCAACAGUCCCAUCCAGUGAAACCUCCAGCAGCAGCAGCAGCAGCAUCAUCCAGCUCUUCCUCUAGCAAUAAUAACAACAGUAACUCCAACACCACAACCACCAACAACAACAACAACAGCAGCAACACCAACACCACCAACAACAACACAACAACAAACACCAAUGCCACCAGUUACCAGUGCGUGGAAUGCGUCGAAAAGUUCGAUUCCAAGGAGCUCUUCGACAUCCAUCGCAGCGGACAUGCCAACAACAUGAAGUGCGCCAUCUGCAACAUGGUGCUCAAGUCGUUGAAGAACUAUGAGAAGCACUGCCUGCGUUGCAAGCCCUACGAGUGUCAGAUCUGCGGUCGUGUUGUCCGCUUUCGACCGAACUUCAUCAAACAUAUGCGAGUGCAUACUGGCCAACAGUCGGAGCGGCACAAAUACAAGUGCGAGGUGUGCCACAAGGAGUUUAUGAGCUUCGAGUACUUUAAGGUGCACAAGAAAAUCCACAACGAGAAUGUGAAUCUCACCUGUGAGAUCUGCGGCAAGGUGUUUAGUGCCCUCGCCUCGCUCCGUGGCCAUUCAAAGUUGCAUUCGGGCGUUAAGUUGCACAAGUGCGAUGUCUGCGGCAAGGGUUUCGGGCAGCGUUACAACCUAAAGAUUCAUGCCAGAACGCACACAGGAGACUUUCCCUUCGAGUGCAAGAUCUGCAAGAAAAAGUUGCACACACAAUCCUCGCUCCAGACGCACAUGCAGGUCCAUUUGCGGGAUCAGCCUGGAGGAGCGGCGGCAGCAGCAGCAGCAGGAUCAGCGACGACGGCAUCAUCGAAGGCAUCAAACAGCAGUAAUUCGAGCAACAGCAGCAACUCCAGCAGCAGCAAUUCGAGCAGCAACAGCGGAACGGCAGCAGCAGCAGCGGCAGCGGCCGUGGCGGCGGCAGCCACAACGACGACAAUCGUAAAGCUAGAGCCACCGCAUGAGAUGGAUCGCCCGGGCACCAGCAACCAGCUGCAUCAUCAGCAACAGCAGCAGCAGCAUCACCACCUGCAGCAGCAGCAACAUCAGUUGGAUAUGGACGAACAGUCUGGCAUGAGCGGGGACGAGGAGGAUGGCAGUGGCGGCAAUGUAAUGGUUAACUCCUCCUCGCAUAUUGUGAACGCAACCACCAAUCGCUUGACCACCGGCGAGGAUUCAUCCAAUGAAUCCUCGAAUGCCUCGCUACACCAGCCGCUACACUCCUCCUCCUCUUCCUCGCCAGCAACGCAGCACCAGCAGCAGCAGGUGCAGCAGCAACAGCAGCAAUAUCUCGUUACGGCGCCCACCAGAACGAUUGUCAUCAAGAACUACAUGCAACAGGGCAACCAGCAGCAGCAACAUACCUCCGAUACAACGCCCGUGCUGCAUGCCCAGGUCAUCCAAAGCGGUGCAGGCACCAGCAACGGCAGCGGGAACAACUCUACCACCAUUUCCUCCUCCUCUAGCAGCAGCAAUCUCAGCAAUGGCUCUCAGUUGAUACGAAAGACGCCAAUUAUUCAUCAUUCAACCAAUAAUACCAACAGCACCGGCAGCAGCGGAGUAGCGUUGACCAGCGUAGUGCAGCAGACAGGUGUUGUUUCGCCCGCUCAAUCGCCAUCAUCGUCCUCGACCUCGUGCUCCUCGCAAACAGUGCUCGUAUCAAAGGCCACCGGUGUGCCACUAUCCAUUGCCUCAUCGGCAGCGGCGGCGGCAGCUUUAGGUGGCUCUACGAUUAUACGUAGCACUAGGAACCACCACCAGCAGCAGCAGCAACAGCAGCAGCAACAAACCCAACAACAGCAACAGCAGCAGCGGGUGACGCAGCAGCGUAAUAACCACCGAAACCACCACCGACGUCGUCAUCUGGCGGAUAUGGAUGAUGAUGAAGAUGAGGACGAAGAUCAGCAGCAGACGCAACAGCAGCAGCAGCAGCAGCAAUCCCUGCAUCAUCAUCAGCAGCAGCAUCAUCAUCACAAUCACCAUCAUAAUCAUCAUAAUCAUCACAAUCAUCAUUUCGAUGACGAUGAUGACGAUGAGAAAUCAUCACCGUCCCUGGCCACAGCAGCCAUCAUAAAGGUGGAACCAAAUCUAUAUUCCUCCGGUUCCGGCGAUAACUCCAACGAUAUGUUCAUCAAGGAGGAGGUCAUGUUUGAGGAUUCAGCGGCACCGCAUUCCCCCCAAUCGCCACCAAGUUCGAAAUUUCGCAUAUCGAACUUUGAUAGCGAUCUGGUGGACCAUCAUGUGGAUUUGAAUCAUUCGCUGCCGCCGUAUGGUAACUUGUUUGAGCCGCAUUCGAUACCGGAUAGCAUACCCGUACAGCUGUAUCCGGACGAUGAUGAUGACUUUCGGCUGGAUCAUAGUUCGCUGGGUGGACUGCAUAAUACGACAUCGUCGUCGACCACCGAUGGGGAUUUCAUUAAGAAGGAAUGGGUCUAUGGCACCGGCACCAGUUCCUAUGCCAUGAACGGCAAAUUUGAUGAUGACAGCGAUGCGCUAUGCGAUGCGGCCAAUUUCAUAUACAAUUGAGUGAUUACGAGAAUGGAAAGAGAGCGGGAGCAGGAUUAUCAUCAGUAUCAUCAUCGCAGGAGCAACAAUCAUCAUCGAGAGCAGGAGAAGACCGCAGAGAAGGAGCUAAAGUUGAAGGCGGAUUAUCGCAGCCAUGUAGAGCUGAUGGAAGGAUGGUUGUUAUUCAGCCACCAAGUUCAUAGCCUAUAUACACACGUAUAUAUUAUAUAAAUGUCCCCCCGUAUUCCCCCCGUAACCAUUUAAAACACACACAAACACGCACACCUCUCACAACAAAUUUUACACAUCUCGGAUACGAUGCAAUAUGUAUAUAUGGUUAUUUUAAACUAAUUUCGC
This is a messenger RNA of Drosophila serrata, 5033 nucleotides long. RefSeq lists its product as uncharacterized. Gene Ontology annotation, molecular function: DNA-binding transcription factor activity, RNA polymerase II-specific; RNA polymerase II cis-regulatory region sequence-specific DNA binding. NCBI's taxonomy places the organism in Eukaryota, Metazoa, Arthropoda, Insecta, Diptera, Drosophilidae. Gene Ontology annotation, biological process: regulation of DNA-templated transcription. The record is from RefSeq and is a predicted model, not a curated record.